ACUGUCUGGGAAUCAUGCCUUCGCAAAAGGACAUCAUUCAUUUGACAUUCGGAACACUUUCACAUCAUAUCACAACACACUUCUUUAAUCAACAAGCAUCACAUUUCGAAUAUCCGGAACAAGGAAUUGCAGGUCCUUCUAGAACAAGAGAUGACGAUGAUGAUGAUUCGGAUAAAGAGGAAGACCCGCUUUUGUUCGAUCCUGCUGUAGAUUUUCAAGAAGGAAUAGGAACAAGAAGAUCAGAACCUACAUUCUUUCCAAGGCAGCUAGUCGUUGAUUUCAAGCACAAUCUAGGAACGGCAUGGGAUGCAUACAAUGUAGUCGUUGAUGAUGAUGCUGAAGAUGAAGAUGAGGGGGAUCAGGAUGGAUAUAGUGUACUGAGACCGAGCAAGGCUGCGAAUGAAGGAUAUCAUGCCUGGAACAAUGCUGCAGAGGUGCAAUGGGUAGGAGGAACAGAUGGUAAAGUGAAAAGUACGAGACUUGGACCGGUACUGGACGCUGAUGGUGACGAGUAUUACGAGGAUUCAGAUGAAGAAGAGCACGCAAAUACAGCCACGAAUGGAAGUGCAGAACAAUUACAUGAUACCGCAAAGAGACAAUUUCGGAAGCCGAAGAGAACGAAUUUAACACCUGCAUCUUACGCACACAAUCCUCAUCAUCCUCGCAGUACUCGAUCGCUGCCCUAUCAUUUUGGAGGUGGGUCUCUCGUGCCUAUGGAUGUACAAAAGGAAGAGGGUAAAGUGCCUUUCACCACUUUCGAGAUGGGUAUCGGUCUUUUCAGGCAGAUGGAUAAAGAAGAAUCUCUGCUUGACGAACAAUUGAGGUGGUUCGCGGAAGAUAGUGACUCUCUGCAGUCAUUCUCAUUGUCAGCAUCGACGUUUGAUGGAUUUGGGGGUAUGGCACAUGAAAUGGUACAGCUCUUAUCGGACGAAUUUCCCAAGAUACCCGUACUUGCCUGGGGUGCAGAUCAGGAAAUAGACACAGAUGUGCAAGAUGGUCUGCAUAAAGAUCGCUUGGCUCGCCUGCGUAAAGCCAAUAAUGCCUUGUCUCUUUGGUCCCUUUCGUCAGCCUCGCUUUACACACCUAUGGGUCUCCCACAAGAACUUUCAAGCAAUACUGCUCCAUCGCAGUACCUUUCUUCAAGAAAUGACUGGCGUGAUCCAUAUCAUCUGAGCGGCCUAUUUGCAGCGCACAUUGAUACGGCGACUUUAUCCAGCAGAUUGCACAACGAGCGUUCUCGUCAAACUACUGCAACUCUUAUCAACAGCUUGAAUUGGAGAAGGGAUACACCGAUUGGACAAUUGGGAGGAUGCAUUCCUACACCUCUCCUUGCGCCUUAUGCUGUGGUGGAUCGACCUUUGGAUCCGAUUGAAGCUUUACUUGCUGCUCGCGGAUAUGACCCUCGCAAGCAAGAUCGCAAGAAUUCGAACAGAAUGACUGAUACAGAACGUGCAAAGAUUGCAGCUGAAGCUAUUCAAAAGAGUUAUAUAAGCUUUGCACCUGGGCAGAAUGCACAUGACGGGAAAGAUAAACCGUAUGCACAAUUCACAACCGCUCGUGAUGAUCGAAUGGCUGAGACACCCACAAAAGCAGCACUGGAAGCUUGGAGCGCACUUGAUGAGCCAGCCGGUGGAAGUUGUUUUGUUCCUGCAGCUUUCAAUGUGCGAUGGUCUUCGUUCCCACAAAUGUUCCGUGGCCUGACAUCGAAUGGUAGACCGCUUCCACCAACACACAAGGACACGAAUGAAUCAGAAGAGCAAAAGAAACGUCGUACAAAAGUUCAAAGUGUUCCUAUGCUUGCCUCUUUGAGCACAACGCCGGAAAGUGCACAUUUAAUCGCUGAUGCACGUCAAUUUAUCGAUUCGACAUUAAUCAAAGGUCAUGAACCGUUGACUGCAUAUGGAAUCGGUGGCUCGCGUGGUAGAAGCGGAGCAGGACAAGCAGCAAGUGAAGAAACGGAAGGUUUCUUGGGUGGUCGUGAUGGAUUGAUGGAAGUUCGUGAAAGGUUGGAAGAAUUAUUAGGAGCCUACGAAGAAGGGCUGGCCGGAGGACGAAUCAUGUCUACCGAAGAGGAAGAUGCAAUCGGAACAGAUGAAGAAUACGAAGAUGAUCACGAGGAAGAGUGGGAUUUGUGAUUGCAAAUUUGUAUUUUUAUAUUUGUACAAUACUGUAUAUCACUUUUUCGUCAUAUCAUGAAUAU
Messenger RNA from Meira miltonrushii, 2200 nucleotides. RefSeq lists its product as uncharacterized. Gene Ontology annotation, biological process: mitochondrion distribution. The coding region runs from base 15 to 2135 and encodes 706 amino acids. Gene Ontology annotation, cellular component: cytoplasm. The transcript has a single exon. The record is from RefSeq and is a predicted model, not a curated record. Lineage: Eukaryota; Fungi; Basidiomycota; Exobasidiomycetes; Exobasidiales; Brachybasidiaceae.